Molecule: messenger RNA, 1959 nt
Organism: Camellia sinensis
Lineage: Eukaryota; Viridiplantae; Streptophyta; Magnoliopsida; Ericales; Theaceae
Source: RefSeq, a predicted model, not a curated record
AUGAAGAUCGAACAGCCUAGAGGAUGGGAGCGCACGGCAGCAGCGAAACACGAGCUUCACAGUUGCAAGGUUGAAGGACAGUGGAGGUUAGAAGAGAGAAAGAAGGAGAUGAGUGGAAGGAUUAAACUUAAUGCAGAUGGAUGCACCAAGGGAGCAUUAGGAUUUGGUGGAAGGAUUAAACUUAAUGCAGAUGGAUGCACCAAGGGAGCAUUAGGAUUUGGUGGAAGGAUUAAACUUAAUGCAGAUGGAUGCACCAAGGGAGCAUUAGGAUUUGGUGGAAGGAUUAAACUUAAUGCAGAUGGAUGCACCAAGGGAGCAUUAGGAUUUGGUGGAAGGAUUAAACUUAAUGCAGAUGGAUGCACCAAGGGAGCAUUAGGAUUUGGUGGAAGGAUUAAACUUAAUGCAGAUGGAUGCACCAAGGGAGCAUUAGGAUUUGGUGGAAGGAUUAAACUUAAUGCAGAUGGAUGCACCAAGGGAGCAUUAGGAUUUGGUGGAAGGAUUAAACUUAAUGCAGAUGGAUGCACCAAGGGAGCAUUAGGAUUUGGUGGAAGGAUUAAACUUAAUGCAGAUGGAUGCACCAAGGGAGCAUUAGGAUUUGGUGGAAGGAUUAAACUUAAUGCAGAUGGAUGCACCAAGGGAGCAUUAGGAUUUGGUGGAAGGAUUAAACUUAAUGCAGAUGGAUGCACCAAGGGAGCAUUAGGAUUUGGUGGAAGGAUUAAACUUAAUGCAGAUGGAUGCACCAAGGGAGCAUUAGGAUUUGGUGGAAGGAUUAAACUUAAUGCAGAUGGAUGCACCAAGGGAGCAUUAGGAUUUGGUGGAAGGAUUAAACUUAAUGCAGAUGGAUGCACCAAGGGAGCAUUAGGAUUUGGUGGAAGGAUUAAACUUAAUGCAGAUGGAUGCACCAAGGGAGCAUUAGGAUUUGGUGGAAGGAUUAAACUUAAUGCAGAUGGAUGCACCAAGGGAGCAUUAGGAUUUGGUGGAAGGAUUAAACUUAAUGCAGAUGGAUGCACCAAGGGAGCAUUAGGAUUUGGUGGAAGGAUUAAACUUAAUGCAGAUGGAUGCACCAAGGGAGCAUUAGGAUUUGGUGGAAGGAUUAAACUUAAUGCAGAUGGAUGCACCAAGGGAGCAUUAGGAUUUGGUGGAAGGAUUAAACUUAAUGCAGAUGGAUGCACCAAGGGAGCAUUAGGAUUUGGUGGAAGGAUUAAACUUAAUGCAGAUGGAUGCACCAAGGGAGCAUUAGGAUUUGGUGGAAGGAUUAAACUUAAUGCAGAUGGAUGCACCAAGGGAGCAUUAGGAUUUGGUGGAAGGAUUAAACUUAAUGCAGAUGGAUGCACCAAGGGAGCAUUAGGAUUUGGUGGAAGGAUUAAACUUAAUGCAGAUGGAUGCACCAAGGGAGCAUUAGGAUUUGGUGGAAGGAUUAAACUUAAUGCAGAUGGAUGCACCAAGGGAGCAUUAGGAUUUGGUGGAAGGAUUAAACUUAAUGCAGAUGGAUGCACCAAGGGAGCAUUAGGAUUUGGUGGAAGGAUUAAACUUAAUGCAGAUGGAUGCACCAAGGGAGCAUUAGGAUUUGGUGGAAGGAUUAAACUUAAUGCAGAUGGAUGCACCAAGGGAGCAUUAGGAUUUGGUGGAAGGAUUAAACUUAAUGCAGAUGGAUGCACCAAGGGAGCAUUAGGAUUUGGUGGAAGGAUUAAACUUAAUGCAGAUGGAUGCACCAAGGGAGCAUUAGGAUUUGGUGGAAGGAUUAAACUUAAUGCAGAUGGAUGCACCAAGGGAGCAUUAGGAUUUGGUGGAAGGAUUAAACUUAAUGCAGAUGGAUGCACCAAGGGAGCAUUAGGAUUUGGUGGAAGGAUUAAACUUAAUGCAGAUGGAUGCACCAAGGGAGCAUUAGGAUUUGGUGGAAGGAUUAAACUUAAUGCAGAUGGAUGCACCAAGGGAGCAUUAGGAUUUGGUGGUAUCUAA